ACAUUUUGUGUCACAGUUUUGGCUAAAAAUAUAACAUAGGGGCAGACAUUCUGAUACAAUUCUUCUCAGAGUUCAGAUUAUGGUGUGGCACAUAUUUUAGUCCGGGUUAUUUUAGCGCUUUUUUAAAUUCUUAUAAUUUAUCUUUAGCUUCAUAUUUAACUAGCAGUUAGAGUCAUAUGUAUUAAUUUUGCAGUUGGUACUGAGAUAAUUUAGAUGCACUGGAGGGCGGUAUGUUUCUAUGUUCCUGAGGAGUGACUACACAAAGAAGAAGAAGACGCAGCGCGAGAGUAGUACUGCCAAAUAUGGGGACAAGCCGGGUGUCGUUAGCUGGCUUUGCUAGUUAGAUAAGUGGGUGUGGGGUUUAGUUAUUAGCUUAUUAUAAGAAGAAGUCGAAGUUGGGCAGUCCAGAAUUCCUCAGGAUAGAAGAAGAUGUCAAUGGAAUGCUCCCUGCCACCUCCACCGCCUCCACCUCCUCCACCUGCUCCAUGUACACCACCUCAAACGUCAGCACCAAAGAAGAAGCUGUAUCAGACUAUAGCCAGCAGUAGACGUGCUGUAGAGGGAGAUCACACAGAGGCUUGCUUGCUGAUCAGUCAGAGGGAGACCAGUUUCAGGAAGGACCUGCAGUGGAUUCUGGCGAACACCUACGUGCCAUCACUCAUUCAAGAUGGUCCACAGUGUGGUCUGGUGGCUUUGUGGAUGGCUGCUUACCUACGGCAGCCGCGGCUGAGUGUCGACAUGGAGACGGUGGUUCAGACAGCUCUGAGCAGGGGAUACACGGCUCAGGGUGAAAUGUUCUCGGCUGACAAUAUGGCCCUGCUGGCAGAAGAGGUGUGUGGCUGCAAGGCCAAGCUCCUUUCGGGGGGUCUGAGUGGUAAUAAUGCUGCAGCCAUCAUCUCACACCUGUGGGGGAGACAGCCUGUUCUCAUCCCCUAUGACGAGGAUUACAACCACGAGCCGUGCCAGCGUAGUGGCCACAGAGCGCACUGGGCAGUUGCUUCAGGCAUUCUCCUCGGUGUGGACCAGGGGAGUGUGAGUAAAGAGCAUGUUCAGCCUGAUCCCUCUCUGCCGUGGCUCUACCUCGCCGCCGACAGCAGCUCAUCUUGUCCCGCCGGCAGCACGGCGCUCAGAGAUGUUUACAUCCUCGCUAAGCAAGAUGCACAGCUGGACGCUGCUCUGGGUCAGUCGGCUCUCUGAAAAGAUUCCUCUACCUCCACCAAUCCCAACUCUGCCAACAAGAGCUCGAACUGCCCCACUGACAUCCUGAAAUAUGCACGAAAGCAGUUGUGACACAGCUUUAACUCCUGGAUCAAACCAUCAAGUUCUCCCUGCUGCUUCCUUCUCGUGACAAUCUGAUGAACCCAGAAUCUCAGUUUGAAUCUCAGCUCCUCUCAGUUUGACAUCUACUUCAUUUUGCUCACAGUGUUUUUUGAAAAACACAACACGUUCGGUGUAUAUAAAUUACCCAGCAAGUUUGGAUAAAGAAAUUUCUGACUUUUAUGUUGCUUUUUUGCAGCAUUCUCGGUGUUAAAUGACCUUCAGUCCUUUGUUCAGAUAAGUUUUUUAUAUGGUUGCAGCAAACCAGAAUGGUCAAAAACCUUAAAAAGCAGUCCAAUAAUGUUUGUGAGUGUGUUUGCUAUCGUGUCUCAUGCUGCCGCUUAUUAUCACAUUUAUUUGCACAGUAUAGGCGGCUUUAAAAACAUUUUGACAGAAAAUAUUGGAAGGAGCAGGAUGGGCAUGUCGGGGGAAAUUCCUCCUGACAGUGAUAACAGUGAGUGAGGUGAAAAACCCCCCACUUUAAACAGGAGUGGAGAAAUAGGGUUUCAAAUGUUGCUUUUCUGGCUGCUGUUGAGCUUGUUUAAACACUGCUAAAUCAAACAGGUUUACUUUUCUGUCAUUCAAAUGAAUGCUUUUAUGGAGCAGAGAGCAUAGAAAAUAUGUCAGGCGAUAAAAGCCUGUGCUGGUUGUUGCAGUGUUUUUGUCAGGCGCUGAAAACAUACUUCUAGUUGUGCAGGUCCUCAAUCAUCCACAUCACGGUAGUUUUAACCGCUUCAAUUGAAGGCAGUUCAAAGAAUUUAUAUCUUGACUCAUGUAGCAGUGACGCGUGAUUACAGGGUGAGUUAAAGACCGCCUCCACGGUAAAAACCACACUGAAGACAUACUGAAUACCCGAGACUCCUCAUUAGCCUUUAGAACUGAAAAAGCCUUUCAGUUAGGAGGUGAAACAUCUAUAAGAGCCAUAAAUGUUCAGUUUCCUUCAACUCAAAUCCUACAGACACUACAGGAUACAUGCUGGCUUCAACCCGUAACUCACACUGGCCAUUAACGUGUGACAAGAUCAGAAGACUUGUUGAUUUUGCAAUGCCGUCAGAAUUUUGUGUAACUGGUGUGUGAAAUCAUGGUUUUCUCUCUAAUUUUGAACCAUUGUUGUACAAAAAAAAAAAGAAAGACGCGGAAGUCAUUUUGAUCAUGCACUCUUAAAAUGUGUGAGUAGACAAAUGAAUGUGAACAGCCCAUCAGUUUCCAUGGGCUCAAAGACAAUCAGAUAAACUAAGAUAAUUAUAAAAUCUGCUCCGAUGAACCUCAUUUGCAGUUGGCGACUGCAUGAAGCCUGGCUGGAUGUUAUGAAAUGCUUUAUUUCCUCCCUGCAGGCCCGUUACCAAGUAAAAAUCCGGCUUAGUUAAAUAAUUGUGACUAACCCAUUUAUAAGCUUACAGUUUGUCCCCCUUAAGAAGCUUGUAGGUUGUUUAUGAAGCACCAGUUUUGCAGCGUUUGGCUGAAUUUGAGCAGAAGUCAUGCACACUUCAGAAGUCGUCCUGCUGCUUCUGUCAGCAGUCACACCAUCGAUACGCCCAUACUAUAACAGCGCCUCCAGCAUGUUUGACAGAUGAUGGAAAUCGCAAGCCAUUCCUCAGCGCUGAGGCAUAGUAUGACCUCUAAAUCAUGCAAGUUCAUCUAAAUGUGAAAUUUCUACAGCCAAAAUGAUAAACUAGCACUUUGAUUCCUAAUUUACUUAUAAAAAUUUAAAAAAAAAAAGAAGCUUCUGUCACAUCUACAUAAUUUCCUUUGGGAUUAUAAAAGUAUUUUGAUUCUGAUCUUCAUUAAGGUGGUUUUCUUGUCUCUGUACUUGUGGA
Molecule: messenger RNA, 3134 nt
Organism: Maylandia zebra (zebra mbuna)
Lineage: Eukaryota; Metazoa; Chordata; Actinopteri; Cichliformes; Cichlidae
Source: RefSeq, a predicted model, not a curated record